Messenger RNA from Aspergillus nidulans FGSC A4, 654 nucleotides. RefSeq lists its product as uncharacterized. Lineage: Eukaryota; Fungi; Ascomycota; Eurotiomycetes; Eurotiales; Aspergillaceae. The transcript is spliced from 3 exons. The coding region runs from base 1 to 654 and encodes 217 amino acids. The record is from RefSeq and is a predicted model, not a curated record.
AUGCAGUAUCUGGAUAACUAUGCCGUUGAUCAAAUACUGAUUAACCUCACUAAAGACGAAGCUACCGAAUUUCGAAAGCUUAUUGAGAAAACCUUUGAGGACUUUUCUAUUAGCGGCGAGCGUCUGUACCAGCUCGAUCCUAGUGCCAUUACUCGCCCAACUGGACAACGCACUCUUUUCAGGCCCUUUACUUUAGACUCGAGCGGCCAUCUCACGGGCAUAUUAGAUUCCGAAGAAGUGACUGGCUACCGAACUUCCAUGAAUGCCAUGGUGCCUUUCACUUGGAGAGUCAAUGUUGAAAAUAUUGUCAUUUUUGGUGCUGGCAUGCAGGCCCUGAGGCACACGCGCCUUAUCCUGACCUUAAGAGGCUCUGAGGCCUUCGGCUCCUGGCAAUCGAACAUGAUCGAGCUGGAUCCCAAAAUACUGCAUCAUAUUAUCGCUGCCGAUGGUGGCUACAACCCGAUCAGCGGCGAGGACACGGGGGUGGUGCUGGUUGACGACCGCCACUACGCUCUUCAAAAUUCAGGAGAGGCGGUUCAGAGCAAGCUCAAGGCCGAAAACAUGGUUGAGCUCGACCAGAUACUUGCCCUGAUGAACUGGAAGAUUGGAUUUGUCAAUGACCGGCAGAUUAAGCAGACACAGUGGUUUAUCUAA